AUGACAAAGUCGACAGAUCAAGAAGCAGGAACAGCUUCCGCAUCGGCUUCGAAUGCGAUACCGUCAUCGUCGUCGUCGACUGCCGAGGGUUCGGGUUCAGUCUACCCUUUGCUCGCAAAUAAGGCCCAGUGCUGUCGAAUCUGUCUGGACGAUGACCCCCACGGACUCUACUCCCCCUGUCGGUGCCGUGGCUCGAUCAAGUUUGUCCACAGCCACUGCCUCACUCGCUGGUAUGUCUGUCGUGCUUUCAACAAGUUUGUCGAAGUGUUGAUGUGCACCAAAAGUGGCAGUUUGAUGGCCCACGGUCGAGACGAAUCGGCCAACUCGUGCACCAUGUGCGGAUUUAACUAUGUCCUCAAGAAGCGAGCUCGCUUCUACGAACUUCUCUCAUAUCGAGGAGUCAGGAUUGCGAUCACAGUACUGGUUGUCCUGGCGAUGCUCUUCCCCUCAGGAUACUUGAUGAAAGUAUGUGUGCUCCUCUCCGGAUACAGGGAGAGCAACCCAGGAACAAGCCCUGCACAGUACCUGGGCUCAAUUCGCAACAUCUCCUCCAAUAUGGAACACAUGUCCGUUUUCCCUAUCUGCAAAGUCAACCCUCUUGGUCAGCGACCUCGUCUUCGUGUCAAGUUGAUGGCUUCUACGAAGUCUGCUGCUGCUCCUGCUUCAAUCCUUGAUUCUGUCCCUGGACCCGAUGGUGGACUAUCCUCUUCGCCCGCUGCAGCGGCGACAACUUCGGUACCUGGAGCACCCUUGGCCUCACCCUCCCUCUUUGUGAACCUCUUCCCUGGCCCUUAUGCUCCUCAUCUCUCAAACUCCAACGUCCUCACAACCAGGAACGACGGAAAUGGUAACGGUAACAACAACAACGGCCAAGGAUCUAUCCGAGCCUCAGGAUCAUCCACUCAGAAAGAAAGCGAAUCCAAUAAGCAGAGAAUGGGACAAGGACCGUCCUCUUGGGCAUGGGUCGCAGCAGGAAUCGAUAUCAUGGGUUCCAGCCAAUUCGCCGCCAUGCUACUCUACCCUUUUGUCAACGACCGGAUCUGGUACUUUUUGCUCUGCCGGUUGCAGCACCUUCAUCUUGGAUUCUUCCUCCUGGGGUCAGCGAGCAAUGUCUACAUGGCCUGCAAGAUGCUGUCGGACAUAUACGACCUUGUUAUCACACCUCCACAUUCUCGGACCAUCAAAAAGAUCUUUAUGGCGCAGACGUCGAUCUUUGUUGUCUGGUUCUGGUUCUCGUACAACUUGAUGGCGUUCCGUGUCUCGACGACUGAGGAGGAAUUCAUGAGCGAGUUGCCACUCUGGGCGUUACGGUGGAUCAACGUCGGCGUCGCCAUUGUUGAUCUCAGCUACAGGAGGGUCUACAACCGCCUGGGAAGACUCAAGGUCGAGGAAGAGCUACUGGACAUCUCGGACGUCGAAAAGGUCGAACAGAUGCAUCAAACUGCCUGGCUGCAUCAACAACAACGGUUCCUCCAAUUUGGUCAGGAACAGACUCAGUACCUCCUGGACCAAUUCAAGUCUCUUGAGGUCCGGCAAUCGAUCGUUAACGGUGCUAGUGCUGCUGUGGAUGCCGUGUCGGAUGUCUAUGUCUACUCCAAGACUAGCAUCCCUUCCUUCCCACCAAUCCCUAAUUCGAUCGCUUCUGCGGUCAGAGAGAACUCGCCGACAAUGUCGUUUUCGAGCUUUCUGGCUGAUUGUGAGGAGGCGCGGCAUCCCUUUUUUAGUGCGGCUGCUGCCGCUGAAGAGGCUGCUGAUAUGGCCAAUGGUCAGCAGCAAGAUGAAGAUGAAACGACAGGCACUUCCUUUGGAAAGUCGGCUGAAGGUGCACCCAUUCGCUAG
Molecule: messenger RNA, 1839 nt
Organism: Linnemannia hyalina
Lineage: Eukaryota; Fungi; Mortierellomycota; Mortierellomycetes; Mortierellales; Mortierellaceae
Source: the annotation of a GenBank genome assembly